UUUUUCAAUUGUAUUGAAGUGACAUUUCGUCAGCUUCAAAACACAUAGUAAUAAUUUUUCUGUGAACUAAAUAAAUGAAUCAAUAUUAUUAAUUUAAAUGCAGAUAUAAAUGAAAAAUAAUUUCUAACGAUUGUUGGGCCUAAAAUAUUUAUUGUGCCAGUAACUUAAUCAUUACAUUGGUGUUAAACAAAAAUAUAUAAAAUGUCCAAUAAUUCCAUGGGGCAAGCAUCUAACAUGCCAACAAUAGGUGCAAUAAACACUCAAGGGAUACAAUUUGUCAACAAUCCGCUUCAGAGCCCACAGCUACAAAAUACUUCGAUACAAGGAUCACCUUCACAGCACAGUCCAAUGGGUACACAGGCGCAAGUAAGCGGGAAAGUAAAUCAAACAGGUGGAGGCGAUCAAACAACUCAGCUUCUCAGUAGACCACGACUGCAGGAGCUAGUAAGAGAGGUGGACCCCACUGUGCAAUUAGAUGAAGAAGUUGAAGAGAUGCUCCUUCAGUUGGCCGAUGACUUCAUUGAUACUACCUUAAAUGCAGCUUGUUCACUUGCAAAACACAGACAUGCUCCGACUGUGGAGCUAAAAGAUGUGCAAUUACAUUUAGAGCGACAAUGGAACAUGUGGAUUCCUGGUUUUGGAAACGACGAACUGCGACCAUACAAACGCGCGGCAGUCACUGAAGCUCAUAAGCAAAGAAUGGCUCUAAUCAGAAAAACUAUUAAAAAGUACUAAUCAGACUGUCCUUUAAAUGAUAAGUUACAUAUAUCAAUAAAGAUUAUCUCAAUGUAUUAUGGUAGCAUUACUUCUAUAAUAAAAGACUAUUUUAAAACA
Molecule: messenger RNA, 834 nt
Organism: Vanessa atalanta (red admiral)
Lineage: Eukaryota; Metazoa; Arthropoda; Insecta; Lepidoptera; Nymphalidae
Gene: Taf12
Product: transcription initiation factor TFIID subunit 12
Exons: 3
Coding region: 202-735 (177 amino acids)
Biological process (GO): RNA polymerase II preinitiation complex assembly; DNA-templated transcription initiation
Cellular component (GO): transcription factor TFIID complex; SAGA complex; SLIK (SAGA-like) complex
Molecular function (GO): DNA binding; TBP-class protein binding; protein heterodimerization activity
Source: RefSeq, a predicted model, not a curated record